Amaranthus tricolor (Joseph's coat) is the source of this 6173-nucleotide messenger RNA. Its product is annotated as wax ester synthase/diacylglycerol acyltransferase 11-like. The coding region runs from base 246 to 1397 and encodes 383 amino acids. The record is from RefSeq and is a predicted model, not a curated record. NCBI's taxonomy places the organism in Eukaryota, Viridiplantae, Streptophyta, Magnoliopsida, Caryophyllales, Amaranthaceae. Gene Ontology annotation, molecular function: long-chain-alcohol O-fatty-acyltransferase activity; diacylglycerol O-acyltransferase activity. Gene Ontology annotation, cellular component: plasma membrane. Gene Ontology annotation, biological process: triglyceride biosynthetic process. The transcript has 5 exons.
CGUUCUAGUGUAUAAUUUCUUAGAAUUCAUUGAAUAUAGUGAGUUAAAGUAGUAGACUAUUUCAUUUAUAAAUAGAAGAAAGAAAAUACUAAAAGUAAAAUUAGUGGGGUCAUAUAGAUCACAAAAUUGGGGGAGAAGAGAAUGAUAUAUUCAUAACCCCCAAAAACACUAGCAUAAAAGAAAGUGCUUGGAAACAAACUUAUAGGAGUACAUAAGACUAAAAACCCAAAUUUAAGAGAAGAAUUAUGUCCAAGAGUAGUGAGAUGAAGAAUGAGGAGGUCCUAAAUUCACCCUUUAGUAGGGUUUAUCUAUGCCCUGAAACUGACCAAGUAAUUAACUGUGCAAUGGGUUUAAAGCACCCAAUUGAUGUAGAAGCCCUUAAGAAAGCAUUUUCAAAUUCAAUCAUUCUUAAUCACCCAAGAUUUUGUAGCCUUAUUGUCCAAAACCCUAAUGGGACCCACCAAUGGAAAAGAACCCAUGUCAAUAUUGAUGAUCAUUUCAUCAUCUACAACACCACACCUGAAACAAAAUCAAGAGAUGAUAAGGAAGACGAAGAAUCGGCUGUAAAUGCUUACUUAGCUGAUAUGGCAGUGUCAAGUCCACUUAGCAAAAACAAGCCAUUAUGGGAAGUUCAUGUUUUAUUAGGGUUAAAAUGUAUUGUGUUAAGAGUUCAUCAUGCUUUAGGAGAUGGGGUUUCUUUGAUGUCAAUGCUUUCUACUUGUUUUGGUCAAAAGAAAAUGAAUGGUGUUGAUGGUGGAAAAGAUGUUAAAAAUGAAGACUGUGAAAAGAGGAAAUGGAAAGGAGGACUAUGGGGAAUAAUGAAGAGUUUAUGGUUUACAAUUGUAUUUGGGUUAAGAUUAUUAGGGAGAGUUUUAUGGGUAAAAGAUGAAUUUACAAUUGUAAGUGGGGGUGAUGGUGUAGAGCUUUGGCCUAGAAAAUUGGUCACUGCUAAGUUUAACAUCCGAGACUUGAAAUCUAUUAAAACUGUCAUUCCUAAUGCUACUGUGAAUGAUGUUAUAAUGGGAAUUAUCUGUUCUGGGCUAUCCAUCUUCAUAGAUGCCAAAUCAGCACAAGAUCUGAAGCAAAGAAUUCACCUUACGUCCAUUUUAGUAGUUAAUUUACGUCAAAAUCCUUUCCUGCAAAUACAGGAAAAUAUUUCAUCAUAUUCGAAGAAAGAAAGCUCCAGUUGUGGAUUCUCAUUAUGGGGAAACAAAUUUGGCUUGGUACUGUUGCCAGCAUAUUGCUGUUGUGGGCUAAGUUCUUUAGAUCAAGUGAGGACAAUCAAGGCAAUUAUGGACAAAAAGAAACUUUCAUAUGAAGCUCAUAUCAUCUACUCAUCUCUUCAAUUAUUGACUUCCUUUUUAGGCCCAAAGCAUUUCAUUAGAAGGCGAGGAUGAUGAUUUUUCUCCAUGCAUCGAGUCACCUCAGAUUGAACCACCGUCGGAUCAUAUUCGGAUUCAGCCAAUACAUUGAAUUGGGCAAUAUUUGGAGUAAUUUUUUCAGAUUGGAAUCACGUAGCUGAAGCUAGUUCGAAAACGUUCUACGGGUCAUCUAAUCCUUUAGAUAGUGCAUCAAACCGAACUUCAACAAUGAGACUGAAUUUUUUGGUCAGUUGAAGUUGGUUUGGAAACGUUCUAUGGAUCUAAUAACCCUUUAGAAGGUGCAUCAAACCAAAUUUGGGUCCGACUUUAUGAUAAUACGUCAUGACAAUUACUCAACCGGGUCUUCGAUGAUUCGGAUGUAGCAUAACUCGGCUACUUUCAAUACUUAGACAAUUUUGCGAAAUUAUUGGAGGCCCUUGGGGGGGUCCGAGUUUUUAAUAUUUCGGACAAAUUGAUGAUACGGCAAAAGACAAAACUUGUAUAAUAACCUUAGACAAGAGAAUCCGGCUAUUCGAUGGUACAGAAUGACUCAUCGCAUUCGAAUCGCUUAUGAUAUAUAGCUUAUUAAUUAGACGGUCACGUAGCUGGAGUUGACAAAAAAUGGUGAAAUUAAAGAGCUGGAUAUAAUAUAUCACAUAAUUAGACGGUCACACACGAGUGGGAACCUUCUUUUCCUCAUAGCAAAAUGAUCUUCAAAUCAAAUCUUCAUCAUUAACAAAUAAUUUCCGAAUCCUCAAAAAUAAUGGGUGCCGAGAAAAAUUCAGGAAAUAUUCACGUACGACACAGUAAAGAUAAGAUGAUGGUCCUUUAGACCGAAACCACUUAGUUGAAGCUAGUUUGGAAACGUUCUAUGGGUCAUCUAAUCCUUUAGAAUGUGCAUCAAACCGAACUUCAACAUUAAGACUGGAAUUUUUAGUCAAUUGAAGUUGGUUUGGAAACGUUCUACGGAUCUAAUAACCCUUUAGAAGGUGCAUCAAACCGAACUCAACAUUGAAACGGUAUACAUUGAUGAAUAAGAGCAAUAAGAUCCCACUUUAUAUCCUUCAAUAAUGACAAACACAUGAAAUGAUUUGGCCCAAAUAUUCUCGAUUUGACCGGUAAAAAUUUGAUUUAUUCCCACUCGUGAUUUCAUGGACUAAAUAGAGUCCGAACGAGCCAUCAAAAAUAUAUGCAUUUUUUGAUUGAUAAAAAUAUACGAAUGAUCCAAAAAAUAUCAAUACCGCUAAUGACUCAAUAAUUAGGCUCACAUACCCUACAUUUGAUUCAUAUCGUUGGGUGGUUGAUUUUUUAUGAAGUGAAUCUUGUAAGAGAACCCACUAAACCGUUGCCAAGAGCCAAAGGAGGAGUAAUUUGUUGAAGUAUAAAUCUAAUCAAGUAAACAUCAUUAUCAUCAUUAGCAACCUUCCCCAUCAAAGAACUGGUUAUGAAAAGCCGACGAAGGCUAGGAUAAAAGGGCUGCAUCAGCUUAUCCUCUUGCUGGUUUUGAGAGACCCAAAGCACUCAUAGAUAUUUCAAAAGCUUUCCCUUCUUCUUUCGUGCAAUAAUUGAUGCGAGAUAAGCAACUGGCUUCAUUAAAUAGAAAUGUUCAACAGCUUACGGCCACCGCUCGUAAUGUUUACAAUCUCAAUACUAUGAUUCAAUCUCGACAGUAUUUAAUCGGAAAGCAGUUAUUUUCAAUAAAAUUGAUUAUUUCCCACAGGAAAACCACUGAAUGAUUAAAAACCGCCCAAAAAAAAAAAACCGUAAAACAUAAUCUAAUUCUCAAAACAAUCUGGUAAGAUUUGAAGAUGGAAUACACCAUAGAGGUUAAAGAACUAAGCCAAGAACAGAAACUUAGAAAGGAAAACUAACUUUAUAUCUUCUGUAAAGUAUUGUAUAUUACAUUACAAAGAAUAGAGAAAAACAUAAUAUAUAUAGGAUAGAAGAUAACUAAUCGUAAAGACAUUAGCUAUAUCCAUCCAGCAGCUCACUUGACCAAGUAAAACUAAAGUAAGGAUUCACGUGGGAUUAUUUAACAAAUGUGUUGUUCUUGAUUAGAGGAAGGAUACUUUGUCCCAAUCUAACCGCUGAUAAUCAUGAAAAAGGCAUGAUACUCAUCGAAAAACUUUAGUAUAACUGAAUUUGAGCAGAAGGAGAUCAACUUACUGACUAUUAUCAAGAUAGAAGUUGUGGUUCAAUCAAUUUAUAUAUGUAAUCUUCUUUAUCUCUGUACCAGUCUGACCAAAUGAAAUGCAGUCAUACAAAUAAUUCGUGAAUUACGGUUUUUUUUAUUUUUUAGGGGAGACACGACUUUUAUGUUUGUAAUCCCUACAGACGGCGCCAAACUGUUUCAGUCAUGAAACGAGGAAGUACAAAAGACAUUUAAAUACCUGGAUAAAAGGUGUGGUCGGGGAUAACUGUCAGUAUACUGAAAAUGUUUAUGAUCCUUCCGCUGAUGAGACCUCAAAUCCUGCAAUACAACGUUAGCCUUGUCCGGGGGUGAUUUCCCGGAAAACCCCUCCGACGCUCAAGUCAGAUCGGGAGACAGAAAGUAAUGAAUAUAUGAUAAUGAAUGAAUACAAGAUUAACGGAUUGUAGGAUGAGUUCAGAUCAAUUGAAGGAAUAUUUGGUUCAGUAUAGAUUGUACGUAGGAGGGUGAAUAUUAUUGUGGUGUAACGAUAGCAAUAUAAAAGCUUAGUUCGGUGCAAAUGAUGUACGCGACAUGUAUUUAUAAUGGUAGAAUGGAGGUUAAAUGGUGAAUAAAUGUGGGAAUCAUGGGGAUGAUGGGUGAGUGGUAGAUUAUGGUGAGUAAUGGGUAGUUAUUUUAAGAAGUUAUCUAGUUGGGUGGUUAGGGUUUGACUAAAUAAAUUACGGGUUUAUUUAUUUGACCCCAUAACAGAACUUAUGUGCAUGCAGAACAUAUCUGGCUAUUUUGGGAAGAUGAAAUUGGCAAGAAAGAGGGAACCUCACCUUUAAAACUUUUUAGGGUUUGUCAAGAGUUUGGGAAAGAUGAAAAUGGCAUGAAAAUGGCAAGAAAGAGAGAACCUCACCUUCGAAAGUUUUUAGGGUUCGUCAAGAGCUUGGGGAAGAUGAAAAUGGCCUGAAAAUGGCAAGAAAGAGAGAACUUCAACUUCAAAAGAAUCCAAUCAACAUAAACUAGUUAUUAAUGAAGGGGUUUUAAUGGUGGUGGUGGUGUUGAGAUGGAGGAAUGGCGGUGAUUGAGGAGGGGUAGAGAGAGGUCGGGAAAAAAGGGUUUAAUUGGGAGUUAUUAGGUAAUUUAAAAGCUGUUGUUUUUUUUAAAAAAACUUCGAGACUGUUUAUUCUAAAAAGAUUAAAUUUCAAAGUUCAUCAUCAUCAUCCUACCCAGUGUAUCUUACUCAUAGAAAAACUAUGGACAGGGUCUGGGAAGGGAAAGACGACAGCAACUUAUACCCAUAAAGAAGAGCGCGGCCAAAGGAGUCACCCGACUCAAGAAAGAUAAAAAGACGUAACUACACGGGAAAGAUAAAUAAACGGUUGUUAAAAAACUUCAAAGCUGUUGUCAGUAAUUAAUCCCAAAUUAAAUAAACCUGUUGUUAAGAAAAUUCACCAGAGUAGCCUCUACACUAUGUUUGGAUUUAGAAAUUUAAAAGAAAUAAAAGGUGAGGAUUUAGAGGGAUGAAUGUUUUUCUUGUUUGGAUAAUAAUGUGAGGGAAUGAGAGGGGAUUUAAAAGGAAGGAAUUUGAAGGAAAUUUAGUCUUUUAUUUUUGUUAAUAGUUAAAUAUUUUAAAUUUUGAAAAGAUUGGAAAUGAAAAGGGUCUAUUUACUCACAAAUUAAUUUAAAUGACUUUUAUUAUCACCAUUUUGUUUUUUCUAAUUUGUAUGAAAGUAUGUCAUCUCCUUUCUUGAAUGUUAAGUAUAAAAAUUUUAUCUUCAUUCUUCCCUAUUUCCUCUGUCUUUCUUCUAUUUCUCACUAAACAAACAAAUAAAUUAUUUUCUUCUAUUUUCCUUCCUUCUCUUUUCUUUCCAUCCUAAUGAUCUAACCAAAAUUUUAAAUUAGAGGUCGAGUAGAAAUUAUUUACCAGUGUCGGUUAUUAGGCUAUCCGGGAUAACCGACCGCCUGCUAGGGCCCCCAGAAAUAAGAGGCCUCAAAUAUUAAAUGGUAUUAUUCAGACCCGAUUUUGAGCAACACUUUUUAAGUAAAUUUGUAAACUUUUUUUAUAUUUUAAAUAAUAUAAUGUUACAAUACAGUUUGUCUUAAAUUAUUUUUCUAUCGUGCAAAUUUCAUGGAUUAUCUUUAUCGAAUAUUAUUUAAUAUUAUUUAAUCAACUUUAACAUGUUAGAACGUAGUUGGAGAAACAAUAUAUGCGUAUAGUUGCCGCCCACUUAGUAAUCGGUGCUUAAAAAAAUAAAAAUGAUUUGUAAUAUAAAUUUUCAUAAGAUGUAUCAUUUUAUUCAUACAGUAAUGAAAGUUUAAAUAUAAAAAUGUUUAUUAGUUUAUAAUUUUUCAUUACCAACUAAUAAUACAUUUUUAAAUGGUAAUGCAUUGUAGUGAAUUUCGAAAAGAAAAUAAGGUUUUAAAGGAAAGUAAGCAUGCAUGACCAUUAAAUUUGUCAAGAAAUAUUCAUUUUAAAAUUAUACUGACUUUCCAUUACCAUAUCACCUUUCUAUUAUCCAAUGAGCCAUUAAGGUUUUAAUAUUAUAACAUACUUUGUGUUUUGUGGUCAUAUUAUAUUCACAUUUUAGCGAUGGAAUAUCAUAAAGGAAUGAAUAUAUAACACUACAGGUAUAUUAAUACGAAGUAUGAUUGUUUUACUUUUGGGUUUUAUAUAA